AUGCCUUCAACGUGGGAGAGUAUCGUCCUACCGACGAGUCCAGAGCCACGGGGCAUCUUCCAAGUGCAUCCCCUGACGGCAGAGAGCGCGGCCAAGACCGCCGAAUUGCUGAGGAAGAACCACGAGCUCUACCACAUCUUUAUCCAUAAUGCCGGUGUCCAUAACCAUAUCCUGCACCACUUGCUCGCCAUCUACGCCCUGGGGGCCACGCCGGCCCAGCUGGAAAAGGCCUUCCAGCUCGGCAUGGCCUCGCAGAAGCCCGUGAAUGCGCCGAACGUCGAAAAGGUCCAUGACUUGAGCGACCCCGCCAAGUUCAAGGCUCUGAUGGGUAGGGCAAAGUAUUACAGUGAAUACUACGCCUUCUUUGAGGACGAGGUCAGAAGAAACGGAGUCCCGAAAACAAUCGAGGAGUAUGUAUUCAAAGGCGACGAGAGAGCAGAGGAGAUGUUCCGCAGGUUCUGGGGUGCGUAUCUGCACUCGCCCAUCCAUCUCGGAUACGCGAUCGAAUUCGACCAGCCCCUCAUUGCGGUCGACGCCUUAGCUCUCACAGCGAUUCAUGAGUCCCGACACGGAGACAUUUUGGAUAUGGUAGAGGAGUAUGCCCAGGCAUCGGCGUCACGGCCUGGACGUGCUCUCGUCGAUAUAUUAGGGGAUAUUAGUUCCAACAAAGCCAUCCGCAAGGCGUUGAAUUAUGAACACAUCGAUAAGAUAGCGCAGGGUAUCCUCCCCCAUGCGAAGGAGGACUUCAUUCGCCUGGUGAGCCAGUACCGGGUUCACCCUGAUGAGCUGGAGGUCAAGACUGCUGAGCUACUGAACGCAUUCACAUACAUCACUUGUCUCGCGCAGCGCCCAGACAAAGAAAUCCGGAUCGACUUCUUCCUGAUGCACACCGUCACGGCUUCAUCGUUCGCACCCGUUCUAACGCAGACGUCGUGGAUCUCCCGCCCGAACAGAGCGCGCAUUCUGGAGUGGCUAGGUCGAGCAGCGUUGACGGUCUACAUCGAAGCAGGUGCCCCUAAGCCUCGUCCUGAGGAGCUGGCCUCCUAUAUGCCCCUUCACCCCUCCGGAUGGGAUGAAAUCUUCCGCCGUGCAUGCGAUUACGAAGAUGAUGGCCAUCUGUCUAAGCUCAUCCGGGGCAUUCGGACGACCUCAAUCGUCUCGAGGCCGUACGUGGACUGCCGCGAGUUUCCACUCAAGCGGGAGGAGGACUUUUUGACCUUGGCGCAUAUGGUCAUCGACAGCUCGGAGAAAUUUCAGGACGAGCAGACUUUGAAACAUGAGGUGGAGAUGGUGAACGAGAAAUCCUUACUAUCCAAGAUUUUGCCGUACGGCAUCCAGCAGGUCGUGGCUCGGUGGCCGCGCGGUGUGGGAUUCGAUGAAGCCCGGUAUCAUGUUGCUGACCGGAAGAGCGGCGCUGUCCCAAGGGCCAGGAUUUGA
Molecule: messenger RNA, 1437 nt
Organism: Aspergillus terreus NIH2624
Lineage: Eukaryota; Fungi; Ascomycota; Eurotiomycetes; Eurotiales; Aspergillaceae
Product: questin oxidase family protein
Exons: 5
Coding region: 1-1437 (478 amino acids)
Molecular function (GO): oxidoreductase activity
Source: RefSeq, a predicted model, not a curated record